AUGAAGUCCUCCUUGAUCCUGAGGGUCGCCUUGCUACUGACGAUAACGCAUAUUGCUCAGGCACGCAAGUUAGGAUGCACCUCUUGCGGAGGAGGUUUAAGCUCAGGUACUAACCCUUGCAAGUGCGAGGACGUGGUGGUGAAAGCAGCUAAGGUGCAGAAGCCGUUGUAUCACGCGACUCCGGAGGCGAUCAACGAAGCAGCGGCCGUGCGCGAGUCAGGGUCCACUACAACGUUUCCCGGGAACGUCGUGCCCUUUUCUCAAUAUAGUCAGACUAGCAGAUUAUAUGGAGUCAGUAGUGGUAUUAGUCACAGUAGUAGCAGUAGCAGUAGCAGCAGCUCUGCGAGUUCCUCGUCUACCGUCAAUUUUCUGGGAGGAUCUGUUGGAAGAGACCUGAGUAGCUUCGACCCCUUCGCAAGGAAGUACGAGUCCGGCUGCGGAUGCGGGAGCAAGUCCAAAGUGGAACUAAACAGCCUCUUGUCGUCUAACACUCAGGCGCAGAUUGUACCCAGGUUCCCGCCAAUCGGCGACUUGUGCACCCCGAACAAACUGACCAGAGACGAAGUGUCCACCAAAGUGACCCCGGCGUAUCCCAAACUCAAUUUCCAACAAACUGUCGAGCCUGUCUGCGUGAACGUGGUCAACGGUCAAAUCGACAAAGCUGAUUUGAGCAAACUCGCCUCGUACAGCGGCACCGGUGGACUGUUCGGUGGUCCCAUCGGUACGACUGGUAGCCUUGGUGGCUACACUUCCAACAUCGUCAGCAACACACUUGGAUACAAAUACGGUGGUUCGAGUAGUUACGGAUCAAGCUCGUCAAGCGGAUUCUCAUUGGGAUAUAAAGACGGAUGGGGUAAUAUCGAUAGGUCAGGUACGACGGGCAGUCUCGACACAGGCUGGUAUCGGAUAAAAAAAUCGUACACGGGUUCUAAUAUAGGUUCUAAUGUCGGCAUAGAACUGAACUCCGGGACAAGCAGGUUCGGUGGAUACGGCACGUCGUACGGGAGCGUUUACGCGCAAGAGCCGAUCGAUCGCAACGGAUGCACCGAUUUCGGCGAAGAUCUCGAGCUUCCCGAGGACUACUCGUACCCUCGGCAACCAGCGGACGCGGUCUCGCUCACUCUGGCCUACAAGAAUCUCUUCCCGUACACCGUGGUGCACAACAAGAGGUGGUUCGUGCCGGAAGAUAAGCUGGCAUUUGGGCACAGAACGGUGCCGGUCGAAUCGCUACCCAGCAAGAAGCCGUCGGAUAUACCUGAGGAGCAGCUGCAGAUCCUCGAUAAGCCAAUCGUGGAGCUGAAACCUGCGGCGCCGAUUUCAGUGAGCCUCGGCGUUUACAACGAGCAGGAAGAAGCCAAGCUGGCGGAGCUCGAGGCCAUCGAGCGCGAGAGGAUAAAUCAGGAAGAGACCGCCAGCCAGCCGCGGGGGAACUUCAUCACGUACGGAGACCUAGGAUACGCGCCAGUAGACGGAUUCAUAAUGCCAGGGAGAUUAACAAAGUCCGGACAAAUAAACUCCGGAAUCGGUUUGAGCAAUACCGAAGACGUUAUCGGCGAAGGCUGCGGUCCGAUGGGACCGCCGCUUCCCGGCUACGUUCCCGGUACAAUCGUGGUCAAUCGAGAGGUCGUAGAAAUCGAAGGAGAGGACGAAAAUGACAACCAGAGGAGCGAGGACAACAUUCGCCACUACCUGGACGACGUGAGCGACGAGGAAGACGAUAUCGAUGAUACGACGUCUGGGAUAUUCGCUAAACUGAAGAGCACCGCUCAGAAAUACGGGCCAGUCAUGUGUCCUAGGUGAUCUCUUUUUUUUUUAGGAAAUGACAAAGAUAUGGCUUCCUCCAGUUUGAAGACUCACGAUCAUCAAGACCAAUCUCUCAUUCGUCGUCUCGA
Messenger RNA from Dinoponera quadriceps, 1892 nucleotides. RefSeq lists its product as uncharacterized. The transcript is spliced from 5 exons. Bases 1 to 1800 code for a protein of 599 amino acids. The record is from RefSeq and is a predicted model, not a curated record. NCBI's taxonomy places the organism in Eukaryota, Metazoa, Arthropoda, Insecta, Hymenoptera, Formicidae.